UUUAUGGGCAAUAAUUGUUUGUAAUCAAAUUAGACCAUAAAUUAAAAAGAAAAAGUAAUUCACAUUAGGUGUUAUCCUAAUUUAUUGGGUCCUAAUAAAUAAAUUUUGCAUCAAUCAAUUAAAAACCUAUCAUAAAAUUUAGAUACUUUUGAAGAAGACUUUUAUAAAAAUGAAUUUUUUUUCGAUUUUGCAAAUGAUAACAAUAAAAACAAUCAAUUUGACAAAAAUAAGUAAGACCUGACUAUUUUGAAUGAAAUCUAAGGAAAUAUUAUUGAAUGUCCUUCAUUUGAAAAUUCAGAUGAAUCCUAAAGUCAAUACAAAACUAAUCUAAACUCAAAUUAAGAGGAUGUUUUAAAUUUUGCUUUCAUAAAGGAGAAGAAAAAAAAGAAAGAGAUAAGGUCUUUCAAAAAUUCUAAAAAACCAGUACAGGAAAAACUUCAACUAAAAAGCAUAUUAAAAUAAAAUAAAUCAAAUCGUUCAUCCUUGUGCAGCUAUUCUGAUAGAAAUGAUAAAUAAUCUGUCUCAUUCAACAUUUUGCCAAGCAAUAAUAAUAAAAAUGCAAGAUCAUUCUCACCAAUAAUUUAUCCAACAAAUAUUCUAAAAUCAAAGAUAAAAACAUAGAGCAUGAUUUUUAUGUAAUAAUUUCCAUAUAAAUGA
Molecule: messenger RNA, 657 nt
Organism: Paramecium sonneborni
Lineage: Eukaryota; Ciliophora; Oligohymenophorea; Peniculida; Parameciidae
Source: the annotation of a GenBank genome assembly